Messenger RNA from Schistosoma bovis, 1144 nucleotides. The record is from the annotation of a GenBank genome assembly. Lineage: Eukaryota; Metazoa; Platyhelminthes; Trematoda; Strigeidida; Schistosomatidae.
AUGAAUUGCAGCUGCUGUUCACAAACUCAAGUUGAAGAUAUUGGUCCUGCUGUGUCUGUACUCGAAGAAAACGUUGAAGAUGGCGAUAUAUUACAAGAAAUUGGAAAUGCUCAGUACACACUGGAGUUUCUUCGUCAAGUUAUUCAACAAUCAACUAGGGUUAUUGAUGAAGCACCUCCAGCCUAUGAAGAUUUUGAUAAAUAUCCUAGAUUAAGUAAAUAUCAGACCUCGUUUAAAAACUUAACUCCUGUUAAACCAUGUACACAACAACCUCGACAAUCUUCACAGCUUGAUUCUGAUCAGUUUGUGAACUCAUCAACAGUCUCAUGGAUAGAACCAUUUCCGAAACCACAAGGUGAUCCACCACCUGCCUUUUUCAACUGGCUUCGUAGUCGAUUUGGUUCUUUACGUCAAAGCAUUAUGAGUCGUUUAUCAAAUCAAAGUAACCAAUUACAAGGCUCUUCGGUCUUCAGCAUACAUACUGAUUCUAAUUCUCCAGUUUUAUCAACUAUCAAUAUUCCUAGACCAUUCAUUCAUCCGGAACCAUCAAACUCAGUGCCUCCUGCACAAUCAUCUGAGGCAGUAGAACCAAAGCCUUUGGAAUUAAAUGAUUCUAAAAUGACACGUUCGUCAUCAUCAUCAUCGUCAUUACAAUCCAGUGCAUCAUCAGUAGUUUGUGCAACUGAUGAACAGACUAUGAUAGGAGUAUCUACCAUAUCAUUAAAUUGUAACAGUAAUCAAAUACCAGAUUCUAGUUGUACAAAUGUACCUCAGAAAACUUUGAUAGUACGUGAUUUCGACAUAGAAGAAACGGAAUCACAAAAUGAUAGUUACGAUGUUGAUACUAACGAAAUCAAUCAGUCUACGACCCAUUCAUGAAUAAACUUUUAUUGAUCACAAAGUGUAAGUAUCACUCAGUUGGCUUUUUGGAAAAUUUUGAAAAUUUACAUUUUUUCGUUUUAAGAAUGGCAUUCAAUAUUUUGUGAUCUGUGAUAAUCAGAAGUAUUUGAAUUAUAGAAUAAACUAAGAAUCCCAGAAAUAACGUAGUCGGAUCAAGAAGUACUAGAUAACCACAAACGAAUGUACUUUAUUUAGAAUUCGAAACCAAGCAUUCAACAAAUACAAAAGUAUCAUUAGUUCAUUC